ACAACAACGAGGGAACCCAACCGGCCACUGCUUCCGUAUCACGCUUUGCGACAUAAUUUAAAAUAGAGUUAAUACAUUAAUCUAACCCCGGUUUUAAUUAAUCUGAAGAGAUGUCUGGAAUACCACCGGAUUCUUGGCAGCCACCCACUGUAUCGUUGGAAACAACAAUGGGAACUAUCGUGCUGGAACUGUACUGGAAUCACGCACCAAAAACCUGCAAGAAUUUCGCAGAGUUGGGCAGAAGAGGAUAUUUCAACAACACAAAGUUCCAUCGCAUCAUCAAAGACUUCAUGGUUCAAGGGGGCGAUCCAACUGCAACAGGUCGUGGAGGUGCAUCUAUAUAUGGCAAGCAGUUUGAGGAUGAAUUGCAUCCAGAGUUGAGGUUCACUGGUGCUGGAAUUCUUGCAAUGGCCAAUGCGGGACCAGAUACAAAUGGAAGCCAAUUCUUCAUAACAUUGGCUCCCACACAGUGGCUGGAUGGGAAACACAGUAUUUUUGGACGGGUCUGCCAGGGCAUUGGAGUUCUUAAUCGAAUUGGCAUGGUUGAAACCAAUAGUCAGGACCGGCCUGCAGAUGACAUUCAAAUUCUCAGAGUGACUUUACCCAACUAAGAAUUAUGCUUGCGUAACAUUUUCUGCCUCAUUUUUGUACAGCCAUUUUAUUACAUUAAACUUUCAGGGUUUCAUAAUUAAAACACCAGAGAAAAUAUUUUGUCAUUUUGUAUUCUGAUGUCAGUAAUUAUUAUUCUUACUGGUGCAAAAUCAUUUUUUUAAACUGCAUAUCCCAUCCUACAGUUGUUUUUCUUUUCUUUUUUCUGCAUCUAGAUAUUAAGGUGGGUGAAUUGGCUCCUUCAUUUUACCAGUACAAGUCCAUGGCCACAUGGUGGUGUCAUAUGGAUGAGAAUUUGGGUUACUUAGAAAGAAACGGUUAUGUUUGGAUUCCUCUACAUAUU
Messenger RNA from Xyrauchen texanus (razorback sucker), 952 nucleotides. RefSeq names its product peptidyl-prolyl cis-trans isomerase-like 1. Bases 111 to 611 code for a protein of 166 amino acids. Gene Ontology annotation, molecular function: peptidyl-prolyl cis-trans isomerase activity. The transcript has 4 exons. The record is from RefSeq and is a predicted model, not a curated record. NCBI's taxonomy places the organism in Eukaryota, Metazoa, Chordata, Actinopteri, Cypriniformes, Catostomidae. Gene Ontology annotation, biological process: protein folding; protein peptidyl-prolyl isomerization. Gene Ontology annotation, cellular component: catalytic step 2 spliceosome.